UGGGUUACCAAUUCACAUAUAGAAGUUUCUUUAGCAACAGGAGUUAGUGAAGUGACUGUUGCCCGUGUACUUUCUGAGUUUAAUAAAACUGGGACAGUUAUAUUAUCAGAACAUGGUCAUAGGCAUCCUGGAGGUCUUGAUACUAAGUAUGUAAAAGCCAUUCAAGACCUUAUUUUAUUUGCAAAUCAAACCGGCAUUAUACUCUCUCUUAAAAUACUUGUUUUGAACUUAUCUGAGUUGGGAUUUUCACAUGGUUAUGUGAUUGAGUUUGUAUCUGAAUUAUCGUGA
Dentiscutata erythropus is the source of this 288-nucleotide messenger RNA. The record is from the annotation of a GenBank genome assembly. Lineage: Eukaryota; Fungi; Glomeromycota; Glomeromycetes; Diversisporales; Gigasporaceae.